Messenger RNA from Nymphalis io (European peacock), 1130 nucleotides. Its product is annotated as epidermal retinol dehydrogenase 2-like. Lineage: Eukaryota; Metazoa; Arthropoda; Insecta; Lepidoptera; Nymphalidae. The transcript has 7 exons. Gene Ontology annotation, molecular function: oxidoreductase activity, acting on the CH-OH group of donors, NAD or NADP as acceptor. The record is from RefSeq and is a predicted model, not a curated record. The coding region runs from base 147 to 1067 and encodes 306 amino acids. Gene Ontology annotation, cellular component: lipid droplet.
AUUAAUAAAAUGCUAACGUGAAAUUAUUAUCAGAAGAAAUCCAAAGUUCAUAGCUUGUAUUACAAACAACUCGCGUUUAUCACUUAUCAACUUCAUUAUUAUGUGAAUUUCCUUAAGAGUGCCGGCAAGCUAGCACGUAUUUAAAAAUGGUGGAUAUACAAGGAGCAAUAAGCCUUUUGUUCGAAUUCCUGUGGACUCUCAUUAAAGUCAACUAUGAAACGAUUCGAGGAAUGUGGAGAGCGCUGGUUCCUCCUGAUCCCAAGGACGUUAAGAAUGAUAUUAUAUUUAUUACUGGCACCGGCCAUGGCAUCGGUCGCGAGAUGGCUUUGCGCUUCGCAAGGCUCGGCGGAACUAUCGUGUGCGUUGACAUCAAUGCGAGUAGCAAUGAAGAAACUGUCAAACUUAUCAAACAGGAGAAAGGAAAGGCACAUUCCUAUCAGUGUGAUGUCACGGAUCGUUCAGCUGUGAUGCAGCUAGCAGAGAGAGUUGGUCGUGAAGUCGGCGACGUGUCUAUUUUAAUCAACAACGCUGGUAUCAUGCCUUGCAAGCCUGUUCUCCAACAAACUGAGCAAGAAAUUAGGCUGAUGAAUGAUAUCAACAUUAAUGCUAAUCUAUGGACGAUCCAAGCUUUUCUCCCAUCGAUGAUAGCCCGUAAUUACGGGCACAUUGUAGCGAUGUCCUCGAUGGCGGGUCUGAUAGGGCUCAGCAAUCUGGUCCCGUACUGCGGCUCCAAGUUCGCCGUUAGAGGCAUCAUGGAGGCUCUCGCCGUGGAACUCAAAGAUGAUCCAAGGGAGUUGAAUGGAAUCAAAUUCACGACAAUCUGCCCAUACAUUGUCGACACUGGUCUCUGCAAGAAGCCUCGCAUCCGAUUCCAAAACUUGAUGAAGGUCGUGAACGCCGGUGAAGCCGCCGAUAUCAUCGUUGAUGCAGUACGCAGAGAAAUCACUGAGAUAACCAUCCCUUCUGAGCUGCACUUCUUGAUUAGGUAUAUCCACCGCUUGAUGCCUUUCCCGGCCGCUUGUGCUUGGAGCGCUUUCGUCAACACUGGUGUGGACCCGCACGACUAAUCGUUUUUAAAUAAAAUAAAUCUCUAAUUAUAAUUAAUUUAAAUAAAUUGUUCCAUUUUUGUA